CUUUGUUGGAUGUUUUAGUCAAUUUUAGUCGUUGUUUGCUGCGCUCAUCUCGUCAUGUCCAUGACGUUUCUCCAGGCCCUGGCCUUGCUCCUGUCCAUGCCCGGAAUGGUUCACUCCGCCCGUUCCGAGGUGGCUGAAGAUGAAGCGGCAGACGUGGCAGACGUGGUAAAGGAAGCGAAAGAUGCGAAAGAUGCAAAGGAAGGAUGUUGGCUUUGGGGCAAGUGCUGCACCCCGCGGUGCAAUGGCCUUCACCAGGAUGUCGGCUCCAUCUUGCAGUUCUUGAAGAUGCAUAGCUGCAUCGUUGAGGAGCACGAAUACUACGAAAUGAAGCACGUCACAGGCCAGCGAGGUUAUCAGAAGGUCCUCAUGAAACCGCCGGACAUCAGCAAGAAGUUGAAAGCAGGAGACUAUGUGUGCAAGGAGACCUGCCGCGUGACUUACAAGGACGGCCUCGGGUUGGAACGUAACAUGCUGAAGCAGAAGUGAAAAUCAUUCCGCCAUCCGACCCGUUGAACUAGCACAAAAAAGGCAAGGCAACUAGGAUAAAUGGUUCAGUUCAUUGUUUGGUUAAGUCCCUAUUGGUCCGGGUAAAAUUGCAGCGUAGUACCAAACAGUUUCUGAUUUGUGGC
Molecule: messenger RNA, 629 nt
Organism: Cladocopium goreaui
Lineage: Eukaryota; Dinophyceae; Suessiales; Symbiodiniaceae
Source: the annotation of a GenBank genome assembly